AUGAGAUCCCCGGAAGCCGUGGAGAGGCCAACUUUGUGUGGAAGUGCAAGCUCUGUCAGGUUUGUCGCAGUGAACUUCUUCCACGUCCUGUUACUGAGUGACCUUAUACAGAAAACCCACUCGGCAUCUAUCAUCGCCGGUCCUAAUGCGUACGCGGCGGAGGACAAGCGCAAAGGCCAGAAGAUCAUUGAGAUCGACUGCCGCGGUCUGGAGUUCACCGAGUUCAAGCCUGAUGGCGAGUGGGAGGCCAAGGGGGUGGAGUCUUCGACGCCGUUCACGGUCACUGACUUGACCGAGGGCGAAUGGUACGAUUACGACGAAAAGGCCGGGGACGAGGUUUCUAUCAAGGAGAUGACCUGGGAGGUUGGCAGAGCUUGA
Molecule: messenger RNA, 378 nt
Organism: Aspergillus terreus NIH2624
Lineage: Eukaryota; Fungi; Ascomycota; Eurotiomycetes; Eurotiales; Aspergillaceae
Product: CXXC motif containing zinc binding protein
Exons: 2
Coding region: 1-378 (125 amino acids)
Molecular function (GO): zinc ion binding
Source: RefSeq, a predicted model, not a curated record